AUGGAUGAUGAGAAUCUGUCUCACCCCGGGGCCUCAACUCGGUCGCGUCUCCCUCAACCUGGUCUGCGCGAAAUGACCUCUGCCACAACCAAUUCGCGAUCCGGCAUCCUGCCGCCUGGAAGCAUUGCCAACAAAGUCACCAGCGUCUCUCCAACUCGAUCCAAUGCCCCGAACCCUACGGAUACCAAGCGCUCCGGAUCAACCAUGCGACAGCCCACCAGCCCGACCAAGGCCCACGCCCGCGGAAGCUCCUACGCCUCAUCGACCAUGUCCCGAAGCAAUUCAACAGCGACCCGCUCGAUCAAGGGUGGCUUCUCAUCUACUGUCGGUGCUGGUAGCAUGCGACCGGCCUCCUCAAUGGCACGUCCAGCUUCUUCGAUCGGUACCCGCAAACUGAACAGCUCAUCGAUCUCUCGCCCCGCCACUUCAAUGGAUACCCGUAUGGACGAUGCCACAGGAAGUGUCCUAGGAAAAAGAAAGGACACAACAUCAUCAACUGCCGAAACCCAGAUCCCUAGCUUGACCACCCAACUUGCGUCUGUUUCCCUUGCGGAUAGUGGUGUCCCAGAUGUUGUGCCAUGCCCACUGUUCAAGCAACCCCCCCAUGGAUCACACCCCCUUCACCCCAAUGAGACCUGCAGCACUCGCAAGCAGCCCACCCCCCUCUUCCUCACCAAAAAUUCUUCUGUUCAGGUUUUUAACAGCCGUAUAGAUACCCAGUGGGACCACGAGCUCAGAGAAAAGCAAAUGAACGACAUGUUUGAAACCUUCAUGUCACGGAUGAACCAGCAAGGCCACAAUAGUGCCGGCCUCAAGGAAUCGGUCGACUUCUACAAGACUCGAAUUGACGAGCUUGAGAAAACCCGUGACGCCAUCACAGAAAGCAAUACAAACUUGCGAGUGGAGAUGGAGGUCUUGAAAACUCAAUUAAUAACUGCCGAGAACUCAUUGAAGGCUGUUCAGCGAGACCAGGAGAUCGCCAUAGACGAUCUUGAAAUGCGCCAGCGCAUUGAGAUGGAAUCCAUUCGACAGGACAGCAAGAAGGAUGCAGAAGCUCUGAGCGCCCGUCAUCAAAUUGAAAUGCAAGAACUUCGACGGCAACUGGAGAAUGAGAUCGAAGAUGAGAAGGCAGCCCGCGUUCGCGAGCUCGGGAAAAUGACCUCGAAAAACGCCUCCGCGCUGCAAGAAUCUGAAAUGGAACUCAGAAGCAAACUCCGCGAAAUCGACUCGGUCAGCAGCUUGUUGGAGAGCACGAAAGCCGAAUUGGACCGCGAGCGAAAGCACACCAACGAUCUUCGCCAGAAUUUAGACACAGUCAGUAGCAACAGUGUCACUUUGGAGUCUACGAUCCGAGCCCUCAAGGCCCGAAUUGAGUUCCUAGAGGGCGGCAGGGAGGAACAAUCUGAAGCGUUUGAGCGAUGCAAUCAAGAUAUGAUGGACGCUCUAGCCGAAACCGACGCAGUCAAGGAGAAGCUGCGCAGAGAGGAGACACUCCGUCGAAAGCUUCACAAUCAGGUCCAGGAACUGAAGGGAAACAUCCGUGUCUUCUGCCGUGUCCGUCCCUCUUUGAAUAGCGAGCCUGCCUCUCACAUCGCUGCUAUGCAAUACCCCGAUGAAACCGAGGACGCCAAGGAGAUCAACAUCAUGGGCCUUGAAGAGAAAAGCAGUCUUGGGACUGUCUCACGCAAGAAUAACAACUUCUCCUUCGACCGCGUCUUUGGCCCCCGCACGCAGAAUGGAGAGGUCUUCGAUGAGAUCAGCCAGCUUGUCCAGAGUGCUCUUGAUGGCUACAAUGUCUGCAUUUUCUGCUAUGGUCAGACUGGCAGUGGUAAGACACAUACCAUGUCUUCUCAGGAUGGUAUGAUCCCUCGCGCUGUUCACCAAAUAUACGAGACCGCUCAAGGUCUGGAGGAGAAGGGCUGGCGCUAUACAAUGGCUGGAAACUUCGUGGAGGUGUACAAUGAAAACUUGAAUGAUUUACUCGGCAACCCCGAUGAGUUGGAUAAGAAGAAGCAUGAAAUUCGCCACGACAUGCAGCGUGGCAAGACAAUAAUUACGGAUAUCACCACGGUGCAAUUGGAUUCGCCCGAAAUGGUGGAGUCGAUUCUCAAGAACGCAGAUGCCAAUCGCUCUGUGGCAGCGACAAAGGCGAACGAGCGAUCCUCGCGAUCUCACUCCGUCUUUAUUCUCAAACUCAUUGGAGAGAACCACAUAACCGGCGAGCGCAGCGAGGGUACCCUCAACCUGGUCGAUCUCGCUGGUAGCGAGCGCCUGAGCCAUAGUGGGGCCACAGGUGAACGUCUCAAGGAGACUCAGAACAUUAAUCGCAGUCUCAGCUCGUUGGGUGAUGUGAUUGCUGCUCUUGGCCAAGGCAAGGAUGGUGGUCACAUACCAUACCGGAACAGCAAGCUUACCUACUUGCUCCAAUUUUCUCUCGGCGGCAACUCGAAAACCCUCAUGUUUGUCAUGGUCAGCCCGCUGCAGGCACACAUGUCGGAGACGUUGACCAGCUUGAAGUUCGCAACGAAGGUGCACAAUACUCAUAUCGGCACAGCAAAGCGACAGGCGCGUGUUCGCGACACUUGA
Messenger RNA from Penicillium cosmopolitanum, 2586 nucleotides. RefSeq names its product putative kinesin family protein (KlpA). The transcript is spliced from 7 exons. The record is from RefSeq and is a predicted model, not a curated record. Gene Ontology annotation, molecular function: microtubule motor activity; microtubule binding; ATP binding. Bases 1 to 2586 code for a protein of 861 amino acids. Lineage: Eukaryota; Fungi; Ascomycota; Eurotiomycetes; Eurotiales; Aspergillaceae. Gene Ontology annotation, biological process: microtubule-based movement.